AUGGCUUCGGCGAAGUCCACCUGGCACGCGACCCUUGAGGAACCUUUUGUUCAUCCAGACCGCGUGGCGCAACUGCAACAACCCGGCCAAAGUGAGGGUACGGCGACAAAUAUCAACCUUAGUUCUAGCGUGCCAGCAAAUCCAGAAGCCAUUGCAACCAGUAGCAACACCAACGGUCGACGACGCGAUGGCAAUGCUCACAUUAAUGACGUCUCUACAAUUGCAACUUCUACACACGCCCAUUUCUUCGAUUUGAAUGAUCACGCCAUUUCCGGGCAUCUAGCAGGAAUGCGUCUAUGGGAGGUCAACCUCCUCCUAAACAAAGCAAUCAGUAUGGCCAGAAAUCUCCCGAGAGGAGGCAUUCAGAGCUGGGUAUGCGCUGUCGGCCACGUGACAACCGGCGGUGUCAGAAUUCACGCUGGCACUGGUCCGGACUUAGCUCUGUUCAGAGAUAGUACGACUUUGCAACGAGAAAUCAAGGGUCUCUGUGACGAAAUACAGAGAGAUUACAUAGUCGAGAUGGACAUGGUACCUAUCACUGGCAUGGGAGCGCUCAAUGACUCUGUGAUCAAACGAGAGGUCAUCAUUCGUCUCUAUCAACUCAAUGCCAACAGAUUGGAAACGUUCAAUGCCUCAAGCGAGCUCCGAAAUGUGGACCGGAUUGGCAUGACGGAAGCACAGUACUCGCGAAUUGCGCUGAAUUUCAAGUACAAAGAUCUGGCUCGCGAGGCUGUUGACAAAGGCAUAUUUUGGGACGGCGUAGUCCGUACCUACAGCCUUCCACGCCUGUUACAGUCAGACCGUGCGAUCGAUGCCAGCAAAUUGGUCAUAACAACGGCAGCGGUUGCACAAAUCCAUGGUGUUGUUCCCGAUGUCGAGCUGAUGCUGAACACGACGGGCACGGAAAACAAUGAUGUUACUGGCAAAGAGGGUGCUAAAGUCAAUUCGCAAGCCGGAGGAACCACUAUUCCCGCUCUUAAGACACAAGGACCCCCUUUGCAGCUUAUUACUCCAGUCAGUGGGGCUGAUAUUAUGUCCGAAACAGAUUCAGUGGGUCAAUAUAUCUUAAAGCUACCCGUGGAGAAACCGCAGCUUAGCCCGCUUCAAAUAAAUACAGGCAUGCAAUCCGACGCACCGCCUUUAUUCGGCCGACCGUCAACGGUUAUAGUUCCUAUAUUUGGCCAGCCUACUUCUUCAAUGCCACUUAAUGUGCCGGUCGCGCCUACGCUGAUGGGUGCUUCCGCCAAUGGAGAGCUUAGGGCCACUGGCAACCAAGCAUCCACCAACGAACAUGACUACGCACUUCUGGUGAAAGACCUCGAGGCUUUGAAGCAGAAAGUCCUCUCCGGGCGACAUCAAUCCAACGCCUCCCAGUCGGCAUUCUUCAGCAACAACAACACGUCAAACUUCGCCGUCGAAAGCCUGAGAUCGACCCUCGAAGCUCCUCUGAAGGAGCGACAAGUCCUCAAAACCACAGCCACGUCAACUGGAGAAGGCGUAUUUAAGAAGCCGCUCGUCCCUGCAUCGGCUCGCCUCGAGCGACAGAACUCCAGUCUGAAGCGCAAGGCUUCUGGAACCGCAAGUGGAGAUGACGUGGCGAGAUACAUUCCUCCUCAUAAACGGGCACGCACCGAGGAGCCUGGCGAUGGCGGAGGUAGGGCGGGGUGGAAUCGGUGA
Bacidia gigantensis is the source of this 1677-nucleotide messenger RNA. RefSeq lists its product as uncharacterized. The coding region runs from base 1 to 1677 and encodes 558 amino acids. The record is from RefSeq and is a predicted model, not a curated record. The transcript is spliced from 3 exons. NCBI's taxonomy places the organism in Eukaryota, Fungi, Ascomycota, Lecanoromycetes, Lecanorales, Ramalinaceae.